ACGGAACUGGGUUGUGAGUUUUACCUAAUGGAUAAUAGAAUUAUGCGCCAGUGUCGUCCGAAGGCCUGGGGAGCUGGGGUCGAAUUUCUUCCCGUAAUGCAUUAGGCGCCUUUCAUACUAAUGGUAGCAAAAUUAAACUUAACACUAAGACGUUUACCUGAUAAGCACAAUGCAAUACGGAUUACUCGUCUCGCUUCUGGCGAUGAUGCUUGCAACAGUCCAGGCAGAGGACGCACUUUAUGCUGGGCUACCAUUCUUAGAUAAGCCCACGACAGUUAAGGAUGUACUUAUCCUUCGCGAGCCGCCUCCCGGCUACGAACCAGCAACCACGGAAGAAGAAUGGGAUUCCAUUUUUCGGGAUAACCUGUUUCCAGACCUACAACCGUACACGAGUUGGGUUGUCAAGAAGGGCCGACCCAUGGGUCUUUCUCGCCUGGCGACCCAGAUCCUCGCGCUUCAAUCAAGCACCGCUGCCAAUCGCCUAGCGGUUGUGGUCCUGCGAGGAGGCCGGUGCUACCGUGCCUUGCCCACGGGGAUAGAACACGUACUAAAGCUUAGGGUUGACUCCUGCCUAGAGGAACUCUGCAGCGGUGCGGCGCGGCUGGGGCUGCGGCUACCUGACACGGUGUUUGUGUUUAACCCGUACGACACCCCCGUGUGUCGGCUGGUGGGGGGCUGCUGGGUGCCGGUGUUCUCCAUGCACAAGCGGUACGACUGGGCGCUGAAGAGGAGCCUAGACAGUGACGUGCUGUUCCCGCACAUGGGCCAUCGCUUCGACCGACUCGUGUUCUUCCCCUGGACCGCCAAGGACAAGCGCGGGCUGCUGCGGGCUAGCAUGCAGGCCCGCAUGUCCCCCAGCUGCACGCGGGUGGCCCUGGCCAACCUCAGCGCCUCCCCCCGCGGCGCCCCCUACCUGGACUGCGGCUUCGUGCGCAACUACAGAGAGGACUUCCACAUGCCCCAGACCUUCAUGCGUCCCUAUGUGGGCCUGUCCAAGCACGCGCGCUACCGCUUCUUGCUGAAUGCGGACGGCCACGUGUCCUCCUCGCGUCUGGGGUAUAUCAUGCAGAUCAACUCGGUGGUGCUGAAGGAGCGCUCCCCCUGGCUGGAGUACUACUACCGCUCUCUGCAGCCGGGGGGGCACGUGAUCGAGUACAGCGCGGAUACCAUACUAGACCUGAUGAAGCAGUACGACGACCCGGCUCGAGAUGCGGAGCUGCGUGCGCUGGCCAACGCCUCGCAGCAUUUCGCCGCCAAGUACCUCACACCGGAAGGAAAGGUUCGCUACGCGGUUCGAGCCCUGCAGGAAUAUUCCCGCCUGUUUACGGGUAUGGGGGAUUUUGUGAGGGGAAUCAAGGGUUUGCUGGAGGCCCCCGCGGCGGCGGAUGAGGAAGUGGAAGAAGAGAAUGGUGGGAGAGAAGGUGCCAAGGGGAGGGGAAAAGGCAAGAGGAGCGAUGAUGAGGAUGAGGAUGGGGUUGAGGGCGGUGGCGGUGAAGGCCAGGACGGCAAUGGGGGAGGAGAUGGAGGCGCAGGGGAGAAAGGAAGGUCCUUUCUGCUAGGGAGGGGUCGGGCAGCGAGGGACGGGGGGGAAGCUACCGGGCAUUGGACGCCGGGCCGGGUGAGAAGGGCGGAGCUGCUGGAGGCGAUCCGAAGCCAAGUUACCGUUCGCAGACGACGUAGACAGGGAGGCAAAAGUAAUGAAUAAGACGUGCAGGGAGGAGGGAGGAGGGGCGGGAGUUGGUAAGCAUGCAGUAGGACGAAUGAGUAAGCAUGGAAUGAGUACAAAACCAUGAACGAGGUGUGUACAUGUUGUUCGUAUGCUUUAACGAGGGUGCACAGCAGCACCUGCGCUCAUUCGUGUGAUGUGCCAUUUGGUGCCUUAGUUUUCGGCAGUUCGCCAUAUCCGUAUCGCCGUUUCAAUUACCGGUAUCAGUGGGUUGUUUCGAUGGUAAUGGUCGUGUUGUUCGAUGUGGCUGCGGGUUGGUGUCACAUCAGGUAGGCCACGGAGGUCAUGUUGCAUGUGCAUACCGGUAUGCGUUUUUUUGCGCAGCACGCAAUGGCACGAGACUCAACACAUGGUGGCAAUUGGUUGGUGCUGGAGAUGUUGGAGGCAUGGGCUUGGCGCCCUGGGUGCUUGCACGCCGCUCGCCCUUUCGGAGCCGUCCAAGAAGAAACCUCGAGAAACCAACCGCUAUCAACGUAUUCAGUUAGCUUGGACCCAACGACUCGGACGCAACAACCGAGUUUGUGUACGGUAAAUGUGGUAUCCACGCUGGUAGCGCUUGUGAGCGAGGUAAUUGUUACGCACUUUCAACGCUCCUCUCUAACGGCCGAGCCUUUACGUUAUCCACAAGUAGCUCGACACAAGGGAACCCAACCCUACCAAUCUCCAUAGCCCCCACACCUUACCUCGAAUCGCUUUCCAAGAGCGUUUACUGUCAAGCUUCCUGCUGGCUGAGGGCUUUGCAUUCCGUGACCUUUCUCCAGUAGCACUUCAGCUCCAUAGCUAGCCAAGACUAGACGAGUCUUGUGGGUUUGCAGUCACGUGCGUUCCUCUUCACUGGCAAUUCUCUUGACCACCAGUGCACCAACAUGGCCGCUUCUGCUACAGCCGCGCUGCUGCUGCGCGUACUGCCGGACACCGUCCCCACUGCCUGGGACGCCACUGAGCUGGGACAGCUCCAGGAGCGCUACCGUACGGAUCCGCUGUACAAUCCGGCGCCUGAUGCGGAUCCAACUUCGUACGAAGUGGUGUAUUCCAAGUACAACCCCACCCCGGGUACCGGCCGUACCGGCUUCCUCCGCGUCGCACCCAACAACUACCCUUUCUACAGCGAGGAGGAGAGGUACACCGCUGUGGUGCAGGCGGAUGGCGGCCAGCUGUCAGAGUGGCAGCCCAUGUAUACACCCAGCAAAGACCAGGCAGAGGCCGACCGAGCCAAGGCUUACGAGGAGGGCAUCCCGCACGGUAGGUUGUGGGUAGCUGCCGCGAAAUGAUGGCUACGUGGCGUCCGGGGCUCGGCUGGCAGCGGAGGCGUUCAUGGAGGUCUGGGUCGUUAGCGAGCUGCACGAUCAAAGCGAGUACGGCGAAGCUGUGGAUCCGGCCACAGGCCGACAUUCAGGUGGCCCUUUCUGCAUCAAGAUCAGCCCCAAGAUGCGCGUGGAGGAGCUGCGGACCGUGAUCCGGGACGUUGGUGGUAUUCUGCCAGCACUGCAGAAGCUGUCGUACGCCGGAAAGCACAUGGACGACUCCCAACGUACCUUGGAGCACUACGGCAUCGCCUACUGGCACAAGCGCUUCCCUCACUGGGCCAUUAAAAUCCGCAAAUAUUGAGCCACAUGCUCAACGGCAACCUGGCGCCCUUCUCCCUAUUCAAGCGUAAUCAAGUGUGCGUGGUUGUCCACGUUGGGAUGUGAAAACGGGCAGGCGAACGAAGUGUGCCACGUCACAGGAUUCUUCAUGGGAUUUUUUCGCUAUCAUGUGUUACCGGUUCAGACGGCUAUCUGCUGGUAAAUUGCCGCACAGCCCGCUACUGGGCGCUCUGUUUUGUUCUGCGCGUGUCGCGUGAAGGCGAUCAUUGGGGAGGGAG
This is a messenger RNA of Astrephomene gubernaculifera, 3590 nucleotides long. Lineage: Eukaryota; Viridiplantae; Chlorophyta; Chlorophyceae; Chlamydomonadales; Astrephomenaceae. The record is from the annotation of a GenBank genome assembly.